AUGGGUCCGAACUCCGCCUACAUCUACCCAUCCUCGGAUCCCCAAUUCGUGACCUUCCCCAGCCGAAGAAGCGUUGUCCACAGCACGAAAGGCAUUGUCUCGUCUACGCAGCCACUCGCUACUCAAGCUGGACUCGAAAUCCUGAGAAAGGGAGGAAAUGCUGCAGAUGCGGCAGUAGCCGUUGCAGCCGGGCUCAACAUGACCGAGCCUGGCUCAACUGGCAUAGGUGGCGAUAUGUUCUGUCUCUUCUACGACGCGAAAACGAAGAAAGUCCACGCUUUAAACGGCUCUGGUAGGUCUGGCUCGCAAGUCACGCUAGAGACCAUCAGGAAAGAUCUGGGAAUAGCUGAAGGGGAGUCUGGCCGGAUUCCGAUGGAUAGCGUUCACGCAGCAACAGUCCCAGGCGCUGCUGCAGGUUGGGUUGACUGCGUGGAGAAGUUCGGCAGUGGGAAGGUCACCUUAGAAGAGAUAUUGGCUCCAGCCAUCGAGCUUGGUGAAAAGGGGUUUCCCGUGUCGGAGCUUUCUUCGACCUUCUGGGUUGCUUACGAAGAACCUAUUCGGACGGCAUCUCCCAAUGGAAGCGAAUUGCUGAAGAAGGAUCCAAAAGCUCCAGGAGGAUGCAGAGCACCGGGUCCAGGAGAGAUAAUGAAGAAUCCAACCCUAGCGAACACAUACCGCCUACUCGCCAAACAUGGGAAGAAAGGCUUCUACGAGGGCGACGUAGCCGAAGCACUGAUCAAGGUCGUCUCAGAUCUAGGCGGUCACCUCAAGUUGGAAGAUCUAAAGCACCAUGCGGAUUUCGGUACCGAAGAAGUCGAUGCCAUAUCCCUUAAAUUCUCCGGUCAAGGUGUCGGUGACGACCACGAAGGAGAAGGCAUAGAAGUUUGGGAACACCCACCCAACGGCCAAGGCAUCGUCGCCCUCAUGGCACUCGGUAUACUUCAAAACCUCGAGAAAACCGGCAAGAUAAGCAAGUGGAGCGAGAAAGAGCACAACUCCGCAGCACACCUCCACGCCGUAAUUGAAACCCUCCGGAUCGCCUUCGCCGACGCAAAUUGGUGGGUCGCCGACCCCAACGUCUCCAAAGUGCCCUCCGCCGAGCUCAUUUCCCAACCCUACCUCGCCGAACGCGCCAAGCUCUUCGAUCCCUCCAAGGCUUCUCCUAUCCCCUCUCACGGCUCUCCCGCCCACUCUCACUCCGACACCGUCUACUUCUGCGUCUCCGACGCUUACGGCAACGCCAUCUCCUUCAUAAACAGCAACUUCGGCGGCUUCGGCACUGCUAUCGUGCCCAAAGGCUGCGGCUUUACGCUGCAGAACCGAGGCGCCGGGUUUUCUCUAACUGCUGGUCAUCCCAAUGUCCUAGAGCCACGGAAGCGACCGUACCACACCAUCAUCCCAGCCCUCAUUACCAACGCCAAGGAUCAGAGCUUGCAUUCUGUAUACGGCGUCAUGGGCGGCUUCAUGCAGCCUCAGGGCCACGUGCAGGUGCUGCUGAAUCAGCUCGUGUUUAAGUUGCAUCCGCAGGCAGCGCUCGAUGCGCCACGCGUGUGUAUUGGGGCGGGGAUGCCGGAUAGGGAUGGGCGGAUGACGGAUCGGAGUGUGUAUCUUGAGGAAGGGAUUAAAGAGAGCGUAGUGGAGGAGUUGAAGGGGCUGGGGCAUGAUGUUAAGGUAGUCAAGGGGUACCAGCGGGGGUUGUUUGGGAGGGGGCAGAUUAUCAGGCUGCAUGUGGAGGAUGGGGUCAGAGUGUGGAGUGCGGGGAGUGAUCCCAGGGGGGAUGGGGCGGCGGUGCCGCAGUAG
Messenger RNA from Mytilinidion resinicola, 1800 nucleotides. RefSeq names its product acylase ACY 1. The coding region runs from base 1 to 1800 and encodes 599 amino acids. The transcript is spliced from 4 exons. NCBI's taxonomy places the organism in Eukaryota, Fungi, Ascomycota, Dothideomycetes, Mytilinidiales, Mytilinidiaceae. The record is from RefSeq and is a predicted model, not a curated record.